This is a messenger RNA of Silurus meridionalis, 1863 nucleotides long. Its product is annotated as extensin-like. The transcript is spliced from 4 exons. The record is from RefSeq and is a predicted model, not a curated record. Lineage: Eukaryota; Metazoa; Chordata; Actinopteri; Siluriformes; Siluridae. The coding region runs from base 1 to 1863 and encodes 620 amino acids.
AUGACCCUGUUUCGCUUCGUCUUUGUGCCCGUCUUUGUGCCCGUCUUUUCUCCGGCGACAUGUCUCAUCACUACUCACCCCCCCCCUCCUCCACCUACAGACCCCUCUCCUCCUCCUCCUCCAACUGCAGACUCAUCCCCCUCCUCCACCUGCAGACCCCCCCCUCCUCCACCUGCAGACCCCUCUCCUCCUCCUCCUCCUCCUCCUCCUCCAACUGCAGACUCAUCCCCCUCCUCCACCUGCAGACCCCUCUCCUCCUCCUCCAACUGCAGACUCAUCCCCCUCCUCCACCUGCAGACCCCUCUCCUCCUCCUCCAACUGCAGACUCAUCCCCCUCCUCCACCUGCAUACCCCUCUCCUCCUCCUCCUCCUCCAACUGCAGACUCACCCCCUCCUCCACCUGCAGACCCACCCCCCUCCUCCACCUGCAGACCCCUCUCCUCCUCCUCCAACUGCAGACUCACCCCCUCCUCCACCUGCAGACCCCUCUCCUCCUCCUCCAACUGCAGACUCACCCCCCUCCUCCACCUGCAGACCCCUCUCCUCCUCCUCCUCCUCCAACUGCAGACUCACCCCCUCCUCCACCUGCAGACCCACCCCCCUCCUCCACCUGCAGACCCCUCUCCUCCUCCUCCAACUGCAGACUCACCCCCUCCUCCACCUGCAGACCCCUCUCCUCCUCCUCCAACUGCAGACUCACCCCCUCCUCCACCUGCAGACCCCUCCUCCUCCUCCAACUGCAGACUCACCCCCUCCUCCACCUGCAGACCCCUCUCCUCCUCCUCCUCCAACUGUAGACUCAUCCCCCUCCUCCACCUGCAGACCUCUCCUCCUCCUCCUCCAACUGCAGACUCAUCCCCCUCCUCCACCUGCAGACCCUCUCCUCCUCCUCCAACUGCAGACUCAUCCCCCUCCUCCACCUGCAUACCCCUCUCCUCCUCCUCCUCCUCCAACUGCAGACUCACCCCCCUCCUCCACCUGCAGACCCCUCCUCCUCCUCCUCCAACUGCAGACUCACCCCCCUCCUCCACCUGCAGACCUCUCCUCCUCCUCCUCCAACUGCAGACUCAUCCCCCUCCUCCACCUGCAGACCCCUCUCCUCCUCCUCCAACUGCAGACUCAUCCCCCUCCUCCACCUGCAUACCCCUCUCCUCCUCCUCCUCCUCCAACUGCAGACUCAUCCCCCUCCUCCACCUACUCAUCCUCCUCCUCCAACUGCAGACUCACCCCCCUCCUCCACCUGCAGACCCUCUCCUCCUCCUCCUCCAACUGCAGACUCAUCCCCCUCCUCCACCUGCAGACCCCUCUCCUCCUCCUCCAACUGCAGACUCAUCCCCCUCCUCCACCUGCAUACCCCUCUCCUCCUCCUCCUCCUCCAACUGCAGACUCAUCCCCCUCCUCCACCUGCAGACCCCUCUCCUCCUCCUCCAACUGCAGACUCAUCCCCCUCCUCCACCUGCAUACCCCUCUCCUCCUCCUCCUCCUCCAACUGCAGACUCACCCCCCUCCUCCACCUGCAGACCCCUCUCCUCCUCCUCCAACUGCAGACUCACCCCCCUCCUCCACCUGCAGACCCCAUCUCCUCCUCCUCCAACUGCAGACUCAUCCCCCUCCUCCACCUGCAGACCCCUCUCCUCCUCCUCCUUCUCCAACUGCAGACUCAUCCCCCUCCUCUACCUGCAGACCCUCUCCUCCUCCUCCUCCAACUGCAGACUCACCCCCCUCCUCCACCUGCAGACCCCUCCUCCUCCUCCAACUGCAGACUCAUCCCCCUCCUCCACCUGCAGACUCCUCUCCUCCUCCUCCAACUGCAGACCCCACUGCUCCUCCAGCUGCUCACUGCUCACCUCAUGCAUCUGCUGA